GACAAGAAAAUGAUAAUAAAAUAUUGGUCCAGCAUUGGAACAGCUGAUUUAAUUCCUCCUUAUAGCAGAACUUGGGCGAAAGCUGUUCCCCUUGCUGCAUAGCUCAGAUUCCUCAGUCAUCGCUCUUAUCUAUCUCGGACAGUUGCUGAGAACAAGGGGGAGCUCGGGAGCUACAGACCGAUGGGACCAGACCUUCUGGAGUCCAAAAGUCAUGAAGCGCCCUUUGAGUCCUGCUUACUCUACAGACUCCUUGCUAACCUUUCCAAUAUGUGAAGAUGGGCAACCGGACAGUCUAACAAUGGACCUGCAGUCCAAGCAGAAGAGAUUGCCGUCCUAUACUCUGUGUGAUGUCUGCAACAUUCAGCUCAACUCUGCCGCCCAAGCCCAAAUACAUUACAAUGGCAAAUCUCACCAAAAAAGACUAAAACAGAUCAACAAGGGCAAGAAUCCAACCAUCCACGGUGCCUCCACUCCUGGUGGUCCAUUGUUGGCUUCUCUAGGGAUACCCAGCCGACCGAUCCAAACACAUUUGGAUAUCAAGCAUCUUCUGACAUUUAGGAUCAAUGGCGUCUCUCCCCUUAGCCUCUUCCCAAACUUCAAUGCAAUGGAUCCAGUGCAGAAAGCAGUCAUUAAUCAUACCUUUGGUGGCCCUUCACCUCCAAAAAGAAAACCUUUUAUAUCCUGCAAUAUUUGCCAUCUCAGGUUCAACUCACUGAACCAAGCUGAAGCUCAUUACAAGGGUCACAAGCAUGCACGCAAGCUCCGAGCCUUAGAGAAUGCGCGGCACAAGCACAAGCAGCAUGCUAGUCGAGAAAGGGCAUCACUGCCCCCAGUGGACACCAAGAGAAGCACAGACUCUCUGGCUGAAAAUUUAGAAACACAGAAUGAAAUUGGCAGGCUCAGUGAAGUUGAAGCAGAAGACAGUCCACGCACACCAACCCCAGAGCCGGCCAGCGCAGAUCCGGAGGAGGAAUGUAGCUCUCCGGAGAAUUCAGACAGCUCUGCUGAAUUAUUGGACACGGGGUCCCUGGCCCAAGAAGUGCCAUACAGUCCUGAGAAGGGCUCAGAGGACAGCUGUGCUUCAGCACAGGACAGUGAGAAGGAUCGUAAGAAUAGGGAACACUUGUACUGUGCCACAUGCAAAGUCACUGUGAACUCAGCAUCUCAACUAGAGGCGCAUAAUGCCGGUGCAAAGCACAAAUCUAUCCUAGAAGGCCAGAGCACUCACCCGAGAAGGGGAAGAGGAAAAGCACUGAGCCGCGCUACCCGGAAACCCAAACGGAUUGGCAACAAGACCAGUAUUGGUAUCCAGAACAAGGCUUUUCACUGUCCUAUUUGUGAGAUCCAUGUCAACUCCGAAACUCAGCUCAAACAGCAUAUGAGCAGCAGAAGACAUAAAGACAGACUGGCUGGAAAACCUCCAAAACCUAAAUACAGUCCAUUUAGCAAGUUGCAGAAGAAUGCUGCAUUGGCGACCAGACUGGCUCUACAUAAACAACUGACCAAGACUCUGGCCGCCCGUUUUCUCCCGAGUCCCCUCACGCCAACAGCUGUCUGCACGCUUCAAAGCCCUCUCACUCUUCGUCCUGCGACGGCUGCUGCUCUCUUCCAGACUCCCCUGCUGGGACCAGCUCUUUUCCGAAGCCCCCCGCCUAUUCUGCGACCUUCUCCUACCCCAAUUAUGUUUGCUCCAUAUUAGCCUGGCGUAACGUGCAGGACUAUAAAGAGAACAAUAUAAAAGGUGAAGCUGUAAUGACCGCAAAAUUGCCUCCCCAGGAGGCAUCAAAAUAUAUAUCAUUGUUGCUUCGCUCAUAAUCCAAAGCACAUCAACCAUCUCGGACAUUGGAGUUAGCUAUCCAAGCCAUACCGCUAACAGACUAGGAUGGACAGCCAUAGUUACCCAUUUCAGACUGUUUGUAUGGAUGGUGGUAGGGGAAGAGGUCUCCUUACCUUCCACUGCACUGGGGCCAGUAGGCAAUUAUUUGGGAGAAAUAGGCCCAAAUCUCCCUGGUGGGUCAGAAGGGUGAUCACAUGGGGAACUUAUAGCAAUAACAUUAUUUUGGAGCCAGAGGUUAAUAGUAUUAAUGUGUAAUAUGCCAGGAAGGUCUAGAACAAAAGUAUGAAGUAUCACAGUUCCAAUUGGUCCACACUGUGAUUUCUUCACAUAUUCCCAGGCAUGAGGAACCUGAUAAUAUUCUUGUGCCCAGAAGUGAGUGCAAAGGAAUCCAAAAGGUUUGAAAGGGUACGGCUACACGAUGACAUGUGUUGCAUGACAUUUUUUGUAAUGAUAGUCAAUGGUGUCGCACUGCGACAUGUUGCGACUGUAACUCGACAGUUGCACAAAAAUCCAAAUCCAGUAUGUUGCAGUGCAGCACCAUUGACUAUCAUUACAAAAAAUGUUGAGCAACAUUGCUGCGACAAGUGUCGUCAUGUAGCCGAGCCCUUAGUCCAAAAAUUCUGUACUAAAUACUAAGUACGUGUGAGAAGCCAGAAGUACAUAAUGUCAGCACAGAGGCCCAAUAUGCAUGGUAUAGACGGUUUCAUUGUAGAUUAUGAUCAAAACACUUCUGCACUGGCUUAAACAGGCUCCAAAAGCUCCAGAUAUAGUCGCAUACAAUGCCUUGACUCAAGAAACGUCCAGAUUUGCUCUCUCAUUACACUGUAUUACAAUGUAUAUACCAAUGUAGGAAGUAACAAGACGGAGCUCAUGGUAUUGGAUCUAGUAGUAAUCCCAUUUCAUGCAGCCAUUUUACAGCUCACGUAGACCUAUAAAAGAAGUGAAACUGACGCCUGAUCCGUGUUCCACCAUGAUCCAUCUACAUUUCUACAAUGAUAUAAGAUGUGAUAUAAAGCCUCUGAUGGAUGUAUAUCAACAAAUCCAAGCUUCUCAUGUCUAACAUCACCAGGAGUGAAGUAACUAUAAAGCCAGGUUAACCCAUAUUAUGGCUCUAAGACCUGGACUUCCUGUGGUUGUAUGGAAAGAUUUUUGAUGGCCAACCCAAAACGGACUGUAGGAAGGAAGGCAUUACAUGCCAACACAAGAGAAUAGUUAAGAAGAAUGGUACAAAAUACAAAUACUGCACAAUGUGUUGCAGAUCCAUGAAACGAUCCCAAUAUACAGUCUAGAACUGGGAAAAUCCAGAAUUGGAAAGCUCAUUCUAGUUCUUUCGUAGCAUGACAGAUCUCUGCUGCCCUCCCUGAUCAUUGUGUACCUCAGAGUGAUCUCAGGGGUAACACGGGCCCCACUUAGUUUUAGAAAUGUGCAUAUUUGAAACCCCAGAUGUUUUUGUGUAGAAUAAUAUAAGCUGCUUUACUGAAAGCCAUUUGGCUCCCUCUGCAAAUAGUUAACGGGAGGGGUGAUGCCACAUGCCACAGGGAUCAGUCGUUUUACCAUUUUUUGGGUUUGCUGCUGUUGUAUAGGUUAUAGUAUUUAUAUCUCUAAAUGAAGACAAAUGAGUCUCUUUAGGUGCCACCUACAAUUCUGCAAAUGUUACAGGGCCGGAGCUGAAGACGUGUGCAAUAUAAAAUGCUGAGUUGUAUAUAAGAAAAUGUAGAAAAUGUAAGAAAAUGAAGGAUUUUCAAAUAUAUAUUAGAAGGAAGAAUAAACAUAUAUUGUAUCUGUAGGCAUUAAAGUCAACUUGUGAGGUGGUUUCUCCUGCGCUAUCUAAGAACAAGAUAUGAUGAGACUGUGAGAAGCUGAACUCUAUGAUAUACAGGUUUAUAGGAUUGGGAGCAGGAUUUCUGGGUAAAAAGCAGAACAAGUCCAGACAGGA
This is a messenger RNA of Bufo bufo (common toad), 3773 nucleotides long. It is a transcript of the gene ZNF385C, whose product is annotated as zinc finger protein 385C. The record is from RefSeq and is a predicted model, not a curated record. Lineage: Eukaryota; Metazoa; Chordata; Amphibia; Anura; Bufonidae. Gene Ontology annotation, cellular component: nucleus. Gene Ontology annotation, molecular function: nucleic acid binding; zinc ion binding. The transcript is spliced from 9 exons. The coding region runs from base 212 to 1699 and encodes 495 amino acids.